AUGGACAAGAAGAUAAAAUCUGCUCAGCACAAAAAACUCGUCGCAGUGGAAAACAUUAAGGCGCUGGAGCGCUUUAAGCAGAACUUCAAACCCGAAAAUGUAGGUGAAAUCCCGGAGGUUAUGGAGGGUUUGGAACAACACAGACAGGACUUUUUUGCCGCGGUGGCAAAGCUGGAAGAGUAUGACGACACCAGUGAGGCGAUUCAAGCCUGUAUUACUGACAGGAUCGAUAUGGAAGAGCGCUGCCGGCAGCGAAAAUUGUUCCUUAGAGUAAACCAGCGGAAGGAAGACAAUUCGCUCAACGACUCCUUAUUGGCAAACUCAACCCUAGCGUUUGGACGGCCAAACACAUCAAACAUACGUUUUCCCAAAAUCGAAUUACCAACGUUCGACGGUGAUUCGACGAAGUGGUUGUCAUUCCGCGAUCACUUUGUCGCGAUGAUUGACGCAAGUGCCGAGCUGCCGCCAAUUGCAAAACUGCAAUACUUACUUUCGUCCUUGAAAGGUGACGCUGCGGUUCCCUUCGAACAUGUUACUCUGACCACGGAAAACUAUUCUGUUACCUGGGCUGCGCUGCUUAAGCGAUACGACAACUCACGGAUGCUCAUUCGCGAGUACUGGCGACGGCUUCAUUUCCUACCUGCGAUUGCAACAGAAAGUGUCGAUGGCUUGACGUCGUUGGUAGAUGAAUUCGUGCGAUAUGUGAAUGGGUUGCAGAAGCUGCAUGAACCUGUCGACUCAUGGGACACGCCUUUGUCCAACAUGUUGCUGAUGAAGCUGGACAAUGAGACCAUUCUGGCGUGGGAAAGGCAUUCUGUGCAUAAGAAAAAGGAUAAGUACAGCGAGUUGAUCGAAUUCCUGCAAGACCGAAUCCAAAUCCUAAAAUCGAGCCAGAGUAUCUCGUGCGAUCGGAUUGUGGCUCUGAUCAAGGUGGCCGGGGCACAUCGGCCCACCGCACCACGGCGGUCGGUAACCAACGCUGCUUCUGUGCAAAGGAAUACUCCCGUUUCAUCGACCAUUCAACAAGUGAGCUGUCCAUUGCAGUGUGCAGAUCAUCACCUGGUUCGAAAUUGCCCGGUAUUUUUAGCCAAAAAUACUCAGGAGCGGCGGGAAAUCGCACGGUCAAAGGGAUUGUGCUGGAAUUGUCUCAGUUGUUCCCAUCAAGUGAGAUCGUACAAAUCCGAGUAUUCUUGCCGUUCGUGCAAGGAACGCCAUCAUACGCUGCUUCAUCAACCACCACAACAACCUACAGUCGCUUUGUCAGCCCAAUCAGAGUAUGAUAUGGUGUUUCUCGAGACGGCUAUUGUGUUCAUCGUAGACGAUUAUGGAGAGAAACAUGAGGCACGGGCGCUUUUGGAUUCGGGCUCUAUGUCCAACUUCAUUUCGGAUACGUUAGCUCGGAAGCUCAUGACACCUCGAGCGAGAGUUAAUGUAUCAGUGUCUGGCAUCGGAACUUCAAGGCAGCAGAUAAAGGGUUCGACCACGGCGAUCGUUCGUUCAAGGAACCUUCAAUUCACCACCCCAUUGGAGUUUCUGAUCCUGGAUACUCCCUCGGCGGACAUUCCCACCUCACCAAUCAACGUGUCUACGUGGAACGUCCCGGAUGUAACGCUAGCAGACCCCACGUAUCACAUCCCAGGCAAGGUCGAUGUGGUCAUCGGUGGCGAUACGUUCUGGGAGCUGCAUACCGGACGCAAGCAAUCUCACGGUUCGGGUCUGCCAUGGUUGAUAGAAACGCAGUUUGGAUGGGCGGUAGCAGGAAAUACAACACAUUCGUCUCAACAACAUCGGAUAUGCAAUAUGGCAACGAGCGACAGUCCGUUGGAAGCCAUAUUGACGCGGUUCUAG
Messenger RNA from Anopheles merus, 1848 nucleotides. RefSeq lists its product as uncharacterized. NCBI's taxonomy places the organism in Eukaryota, Metazoa, Arthropoda, Insecta, Diptera, Culicidae. The record is from RefSeq and is a predicted model, not a curated record. The transcript has a single exon. Bases 1 to 1848 code for a protein of 615 amino acids.